AUGCGUUGUGGCGCCCCGAGGCCCUAUUGGGGCUCCACAAGAGAGCACGAGAAGCACCAGGGCGGCCGGGCCUCCCGCCACCGGCGACUGCUGGGACAAGUGGUGAGUGGGCAUUACCUCCCGUCUGAAAUAUUGGAAGGUUUCAGGACCAGGGACAGCAAGCUGCAGACCAGGACAAGGGAACGGGAGAGGAACCAGAAGCCGCGGGAUGUGCUGACAAAGUUGACCGCCGAGGAUGACGUGGAGGCCUACCUCGAGCUGUUUGAGCGGACGGCCCACAGAGAAGGCUGGGCCCGAGGAGACUGGGGUGGUAUCCUGACACCUUUUCUGACCGGGGAGGCCCAGAAAGCCUGCCGGGACCUCUCGGCGGUGGAGGCGGAGAGUUACGGCAAUCUCAAAGGGGCCAUUUUGGCUCAAUAUGGCUACAGCCUGCCGGCAAAAGCCCAACGAUUCCAUCAAUGGACGUAUAACCCCGACCAACCCGCGAGAGCACAAAUCGCUGCCCUGAGUCGGGUAACCCGGAGCUGGCUGGUGGAAGGAAACGGGCCCCCCCUCCUGGACCGAGUAGUGCUGGACCGAUGCACCCGGGCCCUACCCCCAGAUGCCAAGAGGUACGUUGGCCAACAGGGGCCGCAAAGUAUUGACCUUUUAAUUGCGUUGUUGGAAAACCACCAGGUCACACAAGAGAUGCUGCGGACCAGCCGACCCGAACCCCUAAGAGGCACCGCCGGGACAUCCAGGACAGAGAAGGGUUAUGGCAGGAGAGCAACCGGAACCCCGGAGCCGCGACGACCCGAACCCACCCCGCCUCCACCCAGGGAGAACCGGGACCGACGACGGUGCUAUACCUGUGGAAGGGAAGGCCACUUCGCACGAGACUGCCCCGACAGAGACGAACCCAUGCCAACGGCGGAGACAUCGGGACCCCCGGCGUUCCCCUGCAGGUACAUCACCACAUGCUGGGCACAUGAGGGAGCAAGAGCACCAACCUUUCCCGUGACAAUUGCAGGCCGAGAUACGGAGGCCCUACUCGAUUCCGGAAGUAUGGUGACGCUCGUCCGACCAGAGUUCGCUGGAGUCGCCCGAGGGGAAGAAAUUUCCGUAUCCUGCAUCCACGGUGACACCAAGCGAUAUCUCACUGCCACCAUUGACAUGUCCACCCCAAGGGGGACGGUGGCCGUACGGGCAGGGGUGGUGGAGAACCUGCCCGUCCCGGUCUUGGUGGGCCGGGAUUGUGUCAUAUUUGAUCGGUACUGGAAGGAAGCUCCGGCGAACUGCAACGCAGAGACCGGCCGCAGGAUCCAGAAGCGACGCACCCACAGAAGAACAGAAGGGGGCGCUCAACCAGCCUGGGCGGGCCUAUCUGGGGGAGACCCAGCCGAGACGGUGGACCCGGACGUAGAGGUGAGAGGGCCCACUCCCGGCCCUGAGGACACCACCGCCACCGCCUCAGAAGCAGGAGCCGAGAAUCCAACAGCCCUGGAAGAGGUGGGUCCGAGCGAGACCUUCUCCGAGUUCUCCCACCGACAGGGGGACCCAACCAGAGACCACAGCCGAUUUGGGACGGCACAGCUUCAGGACCCCAACCUGGCUCAGGCAUGGAGGGAUGUCCAGGAGAUCGAGGGGCAGCUACAACCAGGGGUGAGUGAAACGACAAACCCACAUUUCACGGUUGAUCAGGGGCUGUUAUAUCGGGUACAUGAGGCCAAGGGAGAGUGUCACAAACAGCUGUUAGUUCCCAAGACUUAUGUCUCAAAGGUCCUGUAUCUUGCACACACCCACCUCCUGGGGGCGCACCUGGGAGUCGAGAGAACCUAUGAGCGUAUCCUUCCGCGGUUCUACUGGCCGGGCGUAAAGAGAGCCGUCGAAGAGUACUGUCGCCACUGCGCAGAAUGUCAGCUCCACAGCCCCAAGGUGAAGUAUAAGAACCCACUAAUACCUCUGCCUAUCAUCGAUAUCCCCUUCAGCCGCAUCGCAAUGGACAUUGUGGGGCCGCUCCCACGGUCCAGCCGGGGACACAAAUAUAUACUGGUCAUCAUGGAUUAUGCUACCCGGUUUCCCGAAGCUAUUCCAUUGAGGACAGCCACCGGGAAGACGGUAGCCAGAGAACUGUUCCUGUUGUUCAGCCGGGUGGGUAUAGCAUCAGAAAUACUCACUGACCAGGGAUCAUGUUUUAUGUCCACAGUACUGAAGGCGAUGUCGCACCUGUUGAAGGUGGAACAGCUGAGGACCUCAGUCUAUCACCCGCAGACAGACGGGUUGGUAGAGAGAUUUAACCGCACCUUAAAACAGAUGUUGAGGAAAAUGAUAGAGACAGAUGGUAAGGAUUGGGACCAAUUGCUUCCCUAUCUAAUGUUCUCCAUCCGCGAAGUACCGCAGGGGUCCACAGGAUUCUCCCCCUUCGAACUGCUGUAUGGGCGGCGACCCCGCGGAAUGCUGGACCUGGCCAAAGAGACCUGGGAGCAGCAACCAUCGCGCCAUCGCACGGUCAUUGAACACGUGGAGCAGAUGCACCAACGGAUGGCCUGCAUAUGGCCUAUGGUCCGGGAGCACAUGCAGCAGGCCCAGCUGGCCCAAGCCCGAGUAUACAACCGCGGAGCCCAGGUGAGAGAGUUUAAGCCGGGGGAUAAGGUGAUGGUUUUGGUUCCGACACACAAGUGUAAAUUUCUGGCUAAAUGGCACGGGCCGUAUGAAGUGACCGAGAAAACUGGACCGGUCAAUUACAAGGUCAGACAGCCGGGACGGCGGCGUACCACUCAAAUAUACCACGUUAACUUGCUCAAACGGUGGUAUGAAGCUGAACAACCGCCGGCCCAGGCGCUUGCUGCUCAUCUCUCUCCCCAGGUCACACCCGAGGUAACCAUGGGGCAGCAGCUGACGACUCACCAGGUCCAGGACCUCCGAGAACUCCUGGAUCGGAAUCGAGAUGUGUUCUCUGACCUACCUGGGCGGACCUCGAUAACGGAGCACGACAUCGUCACCGAACCGGGGAAGAAGGUUAGACUGAGACCGUACCGAAUCCCCGAGGCCCAACGUGAGGCCAUCAGGGAAGAGGUCAGAAAGAUGCUACAGAUGGGGGUCAUUGAAGAGUCCCGCAGUUCCUGGAGCAGUCCAAUAGUUAUUGUACCCAAACCAGACGGUAGCCGUAGGUUUUGCAAUGACUUCAGGAAACUAAAUGAAAUUUCACGAUUUGAUGCGUACCCCAUGCCCAGGGUAGAUGAGCUGAUAGAACGGCUGGGGCCGGCCAGAUUCCUCAGCACCUUGGAUCUCACCCGCGGGUAUUGGCAGGUUCCACUUUCCCCACAGGCAAAAGAGAAGACCGCCUUUGUGACACCGGAUGGCCUUUUCCAGUACCGAGUCCUACCCUUUGGGGUCCAUGGGGCACCGGCAACAUUUCAACGCCUGAUGGAUCAAGUUCUCCGACCCCAUCGGGAAUAUGCGGCCGCAUACCUCGAUGACAUUGUGGUCCAUAGUGCCAACUGGAAGGUCCAUCUGGCCAGGCUGGAGGCCGUACUGGGGGCCCUCCGGGAGGCUGGACUGACGGCCAACGCAACCAAAUGUCGCUUGGGGUUAGAGGAGGCGGACUACCUCGGGUACACGGUCGGACGGGGGUGUGUGAAACCCCAACCCACGAAGGUGGAGUCAAUCGCAACAUGGCCCAAGCCCCUGACCAAGAAGCAGGUGAGAACCUUUCUAGGCCUAGUUGGCUAUUACCGGCAAUUCAUCCCCAAUUUUGCAUCCAUAGCCACGCCCCUGCAUGACCUGACUUCAAAGAAUCGUCCCAACCUAGUCAGCUGGACAGCAGAAGCCGAGGCCGCCUUUGGCACCCUGAGACAGACCCUCUGCAGCGAGCCAGUUCUGGUAACCCCGACCUUCGACCAGACAUUUGUACUACAGACGGAUGCUUCCAUGGGGGGGAUCGGAGCCGUGCUCUCCCAGAUACGUGAAGGGGCCGAACACCCGGUCACGUACAUCAGCCAACUAAUGAAGCAUGAACGGAAUUACGCUACGGUAGAGAAAGAAUGUUUGGCAGUCAAAUGGGCUAUGGACAAGCUGCGGUAUUAUCUACUGGGUAGAGAGUUCGUACUGGUCACCGACCAUGCCCCGCUAAAAUGGAUGGCUGUGAAUAAGGAUAACAAUUCCCGUGUCACUAGGUGGUUUCUGAGCCUACAGAACUUCCGCUUCAAGGUCGAACAUCGGUCCGGGAAGCUCCAUGGGAAUGCUGACGCCCUCUCCAGACGGGGGGAAUGCCUAUGGUCCGGCGCUCCAGGUGACAGCUUGGAGCUGAGGGGAUGGGUAUGUGGCGCCCCGAGGCCCUAUUGGGGCUCCACAAGAGAGCACGAGAAGCACCAGGGCGGCCGGGCCUCCCGCCACCGUCGACUGCUGGGACAUGUGGUGAGUGGGCAUUACCUCCCGUCUGAAAUAUUGGAAGGUUUCAGGACCAGGGACAGCAAGCUGCAGACCAGGUGAGCUUCCAAGGAUCAGCACCAUGGACAGGGCUGCAGCAGAGUGCAGGUAUGUGGAAUUUUCCACUCUGCUGCAGCACACCUGAGACUGCUUCAGUGAUUGCCUCACAGAGUAUAUAAGGAGCAGCACAAAGGACUGAGAGGCUGGCUGGGGCUAGGGAGAGAAAUUACGCCUGGCUUCUCUCCUCACCUGUUCCUAGGGCGGUAAGCGGCUGUGAGCCAACGCACGCUUAGAAAUUGUAUGAUUACAACUUUCCACCUUUUUUUUAUGACUGGGGGAGUGGUCUCCCCACGCUGAAAAGGACAGAGGGCUGGAGGAAAAGUCCUACAAGGCCAAACGGAGCAAGGAGAGGAGACGGACCUGGAGUGGGCU
Messenger RNA from Anguilla rostrata (American eel), 4839 nucleotides. RefSeq lists its product as uncharacterized. NCBI's taxonomy places the organism in Eukaryota, Metazoa, Chordata, Actinopteri, Anguilliformes, Anguillidae. The record is from RefSeq and is a predicted model, not a curated record. Gene Ontology annotation, biological process: DNA integration. Gene Ontology annotation, molecular function: nucleic acid binding; zinc ion binding.